Messenger RNA from Cydia fagiglandana, 1675 nucleotides. RefSeq lists its product as uncharacterized. The record is from RefSeq and is a predicted model, not a curated record. Bases 53 to 1168 code for a protein of 371 amino acids. NCBI's taxonomy places the organism in Eukaryota, Metazoa, Arthropoda, Insecta, Lepidoptera, Tortricidae. The transcript has 7 exons.
CACUACCGUUCACUUGUCAAACUGUCAUUCACUCGGUGCAACUGCUAGCGAAAUGUCUGAAUUUGCCGGUGAUAAUUCAAAACCACGAGUUGUUGUAUUAGGAGGUUGCGGCUUCAUCGGUCGGAAUCUGGUGGAUUAUUUGAUAUCGAAUGAUUUGGUGAGCGGUCUGCGCGCUGUGGACAAGACGCCGCCUCAGCUGGCGUUUUUAAAUCCGUCUCAUACGAAGAUUUUUGAGGACCCCCGCGUUGAAUACAAAAGUGCCAACUUAAUUAACCCAACAUCAUGCGCCGCAGCAUUAGACCCCGGCGAUGCUCCCUGGGCCAUAGUGUUCAACUGCGCAGGCGAAACCCGUAUGGGCCAAACCGAGGCCGUGUACGCCGAGGGCAUAUGCACGCUCAGCAGCAACGUGGCCAAGCAGUGCGACCAGCAGGGCGUCAGGCUGGUCGAGAUCUCUAGCGGCACCAUGUAUAGCACUGAGAAGCCGCACAAAGAAGACGGCCCGGUGGACCCGUGGACGACGGAAGGCCGCAUGAAGAACAGGGUCGAACAAGAGCUGAAAAGCAUGGAUACACUCAAUUAUACCAUCAUUCGGCCUGCUAUAGUUUAUGGAAUUGGAGAUAGAAGAAGUUUGACCCCUCGUCUCCUCCUAGGCGCCAUCUACAAACACCUAAAUGAAACCAUGAAACUGCUUUGGACAGCUGAUCUCAAGAUGAACACGGUCCACGUAUCUGACGUCUGCCGGGCCAUGUGGGCCUUAGGCAAUAAGCCGGAAGCGAAUAAACAAGUGUAUAAUAUCGUGGAUGAGGCUAAUAGUACGCAGGGAAGCCUGGCUGAACUGGUGUCGGAUAUAUUCAAGAUUAAUCAUGAUUAUUAUGGGACUGCUAUCUCAACUUUAGCCAAGAGCGACAUAGCCUCCGUAGCCGAACAGGCGAACGACAAGCACCUCAGCGCGUGGGCCGACAUCUGCCGCCAGCACUCUCUCGCUCACACACCUCUAGAGCCCGGCGCGGGCGCAGAGCUGCUGCUGAACAAGCAUUUAUGCUUAGACGGAUCCAAGUACAGGACUAUACAGGCUCCGGAGGUCCCUAAACCUACAGCUGAUAAGCUAUCUCAGGUGCUAGAAGACUACGCUUCCAUGAAUCUCUUCCCAAAAGAACUUCUGCUAUGACCGCACACAACACAAACACGAAACACGACUUGAAUUACCGACAAUGAUCAAAACAGCACGGCUACCACGAGUUGCCAUUUGACAUUAACGUUAGCGACUGCGUGACCUCGAUCGCAUUCACUCUAUCGCUCUAUAUCAGUGCGAACGAGAUGGAAUUCGAUCGUGCGACUCGUGGUGCGGCUACUGGAAAGCGUCUGCCGAAUCUUCGACUUAUAUUGCUUGUAGAUUUUGAAUCAUAGCCGUUUUUGUAUCACGGAAUUGUAAGUAACCUUAUGGUGCAUAACUUGAGUUACUAGCGCCACCUAGUGGCGAGUAGGGAAGCCAUAAUAUGGUAAACAGUUGAGGUUUAUUCUUACGCAUUUGGGUGGUUAAGAUAAUAAAGCAUUCCAUUCUGUCUGAUACCCCUAAGUAGAAAAGGCAUGUAAUUAUCUCGUUUUUAAACAACCAACAUACAUUCAGUAAGGUUAACACCUACUAGCGUCAUCUAGUGGCGAAUAGGAGUAAACA